CUGUUCAGAAGCCUCGUUUGUCACUGAGCCACUAGCGACGAAAUUCUCCAUUCUGUGCUUUGGAUAUUCCAGGGGCCAAACCCCGCUAGUUUGUCAGGGGAGACGGUGGAAAACUGCCGUUCCUUGGGCCUCCUAAAAGAACUCGAGACCAGCCACCAUCACAACAGCUUUGUUUGAGCGACACAACAACACACACCAAAUCUGGGCAAAACGGUCCCCUUGCUGAGACAGCCAAGAGGAGAACUACGUACACUCUCACACCACUCGAAACGAACACCAUGGCGGACGUGCCUCUGCUGGUCAUCUCGGAGUACGCUGCUUCCGAGCGUCGCAUCACGCCGUCGUGGACAAUCUUUCAGCUCAAGAGCAAGCUCGAGCCCGUCACGGGCAUCCCUCCUUCGUGCCAGAAGCUCAGUCUCAAGCAAUCGUCCGGGGCGGAAAAGAUCCCCGUCGAGGCAGCGGACGAGGAUGCCGUCCGCCUGUCCAGCUUUCCCCUGGCUCCGUAUGCAGAGCUGCAUGUCAUUGACACCCGCCCACCAACAGCCAGACCCAACUUCACCGAUACUUCAGGCGUGGACAAGUAUGUGAUGCCCGAUGAGGAGUACGAGAAGAAGACGGACUCUGUCCUAGCCUGGAAGAAGACGGAGAAACUUGGUCGAUUUGACCCUACAGCGCCAAGCCGCGAGGAGGCCAGGAUCAGGGCUCUCAAGGAGGAAAUAGCCCAGCGUGGCAUCGAGGUAGGGAAGAGAUGCCGCGUCGGUGGAGAGGACACUCGGCGAGGUGAGGUCAAGUACGUUGGUGACGUUGAGGAGAUUCCUAAUGGCGCUGGGCCGUGGGUGGGGGUUCAUCUGGACGAGCCUGUGGGGAAGAAUGACGGUAGCAUCGCGGGCAAGCGUUACUGGGGAGAGCCCUCUGAGCUAAAGCACGGCGUCUUUGUGAGGCCGGACAGGGUUGAAAUUGGGGAUUUCCCGGCCCUGGACGACUUGGAAGAUAUGGAAGAGAUCUAA
Trichoderma reesei QM6a is the source of this 1007-nucleotide messenger RNA. RefSeq names its product tubulin cofactor B. Gene Ontology annotation, cellular component: microtubule plus-end; cytoplasm; nucleus. The record is from RefSeq and is a predicted model, not a curated record. The transcript is spliced from 2 exons. Gene Ontology annotation, biological process: cytoplasmic microtubule organization; post-chaperonin tubulin folding pathway; tubulin complex assembly. Gene Ontology annotation, molecular function: alpha-tubulin binding; microtubule plus-end binding. The coding region runs from base 279 to 1007 and encodes 242 amino acids. NCBI's taxonomy places the organism in Eukaryota, Fungi, Ascomycota, Sordariomycetes, Hypocreales, Hypocreaceae.